AUGCCCGACCAACCACGACAACUUCACCUCACAGCCUUUAUGCGCCCAAUCUCCCUCCAUACCGGAGCAUGGCGCUACCCAGGCUCCUACCCAGAUGCGAACUUCAACUUCGCUCAUAUAACCCAAUUCGCACAGAAACUCGAAGCCGCGAAAUUCGACGCCUUCUUCAUGGCUGACCAUCUAGCCGUCCUGAACAUGCCCAUUGAAGCCCUCAAACGUAGCCACACAAUCUUCUCAUUCGAGCCAUUCACACUUCUCUCGGCCCUCUCCGCCGUGACGUCAAAAAUCGGCCUCGCCGCAACAGCAAGUACAACAUACGACCUCCCAUACCACGUCGCACGCCGCUUCGCAAGUCUAGACCAUCUAAGCAACGGUCGCGCAGCCUGGAAUAUAGUGACAACGGGAAACCCGGAAUCGAGUCACAAUUUCGGCAUCGACGAGCAUAUGGCUCAUAGCGAUCGAUACAAACGCGCGCGGGAAUUCUACGACGUUGUCACUGGGUUAUGGGAUAGUUUUGCCGAUGAUGCAUUUACACGGGACGUCCGAAGUGGUGAAUACAUUGAUCCGAAGAAGAUGCACCGCUUGUGUCAUGAUGGUGAUGAGUUCAAGGUUCGGGGACCAUUGAACAUCGCUCGACCGCCUCAGGGAUGGCCCGUGAUUGUGCAGGCGGGACAGAGCGAGGCGGGACGACAACUCGCUGCUGAAACUGCCGAGGUUGUUUUUUGCAUUCCGAAGGAUAUUGAAGGUGCGAAAGUGCUCUAUGCUGAUAUAAAAGGGAGGGUUGUGAAGGCGGGACGGAAGAGGGAGGAUUUGAAGAUUUUGCCCGCGGCUAUGAUCAUUGUUGGGGAGAUUCAAUUGCGUCGUUGUCUAUUGCGCUGGGGGGUUGAUGUUGAUGCUUUGGAUCCGGAUGGGCCGCUGCCUGAGGAUCUGCCUGAAACGAAUGCGAGCAAGACGAGUAGAGAGGCUAUUGAACAGUUGGCUACUCGGGAGGGACUCACUAUUCGACAGCUUGCGCAGCGUUAUGGAGGCUACUCUGGAUUGGCUUUUCUGGGCUCCCCUAGUGAUAUCGCAGAUGAGAUGGAGACUUGGCUGCGGGAAGAGGCUUCCGACGGCUUUACAUGCGUGUUUCCGUUCUUGCCUCGGGGCUUGGAGGAAGUCACGGAUAGAUUGAUUCCGGAGCUACAGAGACGAGGGUUAUUUCGUCAGGACUACACCGGGUCGACACUACGGGAGCAUUUUGGUCUGGAAAGACCAGAGAAUCGCUUCUUUAGUAGAAGUUGA
Messenger RNA from Penicillium maclennaniae, 1281 nucleotides. RefSeq names its product LLM class flavin-dependent oxidoreductase. Lineage: Eukaryota; Fungi; Ascomycota; Eurotiomycetes; Eurotiales; Aspergillaceae. The coding region runs from base 1 to 1281 and encodes 426 amino acids. The record is from RefSeq and is a predicted model, not a curated record. The transcript has 2 exons. Gene Ontology annotation, molecular function: oxidoreductase activity, acting on paired donors, with incorporation or reduction of molecular oxygen; monooxygenase activity.